AUGCCUCCCCUCUCUGAAUUCAGCAACAACCCCCUCCUCACCCGCAACGAUCUCAUCGACGCAGCCCUCGCCCUCGUCCGCCCUCUGCACGCCCACUUCUCCCCCGCACACGCCUUCAUCCGCCUCCCAAUUUCAACAGGCGCCCACUUCGACGAUGGCGCCGCCUUACUCGAGGGAUUCGCCCGCCCACUCUGGGUCAUCGCUACCCUCCUACAUUCCUUGCAAUUCACCACCGACCCCGCCACCAUCGAAUCUAUAAAAAAUGUCACUCAACCCUGGAUCGAGGGCAUCCGCGCCGGCACAGACCCCUCCCAUCCAGAAUACUGGGGCACCAUCGCCAACGGCGACCAGCGCAUGGUCGAAGCGGAGGUGCUCGCCUGCGCGCUGCUCUUCGCACCCGACGCCUUCUUCCACGGCCAGGACGAUUUGACUCAGAAAAACAUUGUUGCGUGGCUGCGCGGGAUGCACGGGAAGGACAUGCCGGUUAAUAAUUGGCGGUGGUUCCGCGUGUUUGUUAACCUGGCGCUUGUGCUUGUUGCGAACGUCCCAUAUGAUGAAGUCAGACCAGAAAUGGAUGCUGAUUUUGAGGUCCUGGAUGGGUUUUAUAUUGGGGGUGGGUGGUCGGGUGAUGGGCCGUGGUUGUCGCCUGAGGGGGAAGAAAGGGAAAGGGAGGAGAGUAUGCGCACGGGACGGUGGGAUACCGUGGGAUGUGGAAGACAAGCGGAUUACUAUUCUGGGAGCUUUGCGAUCCAGUUUAGUCAGUGUCUUUAUGCCAAGUUUGCGAGCCAUUUGGACCCCGAGCGGGCGGAGAGGUAUCGCGUCCAGGCGAGGGACUUUGGGGGGAGUUUCUGGCGAUAUUUUGACAAGGACGGAGGCGCAAUCCCCUUUGGACGAUCCCUGACCUAUCGCUUUGCGUGCGGAGCGUUCUUCGCAGCGCUGGCUGUCGCCGAUAUCCCUGACAUGCCUGCGCCAUUGACCUCCAUCGGCGCAGUCAAAGGCUUCCUCUUGAGACAUCUACGCUGGUGGGCAACUCACUCAUCCGAUAUGUUCUACGCCGAUGGGACAAUGAACAUCGGCUACUUGUAUCCCAAUAUGUACAUGGCCGAAGACUACAACUCCCCCCAAUCAGUCUACUGGAGCCUCAAAUCGCUCAUCGUCCUUCUCCUCCCCGAGUCACAUCCCUUCUGGACCACCCCAGAAGCACCGUACCCAUCCACACAAGCACCAGUGGAAAUCGUAUCUGCACCGCAGCAACUCCUCUGCAACCACCCAGCUGGCGGGCACCACUUCCUUCUCAACCCCGCGCAAUUCGUCGCCUGGCCGAUGAAAGCCUCGCAGGCGAAAUACUGCAAGUUCGCGUACUCGUCUGCCUUUGCGUUUAGCGUGCCUACAGGGCCAUUGAUACAGCAGCUCGCGCCGGAUAGUACCCUUGCGCUGAGUCGGGAUGGAUGCUCCACCUGGGCUGUCAAGUGGAAGGCGUCGCCUGCUCGGUUUGGGACUGCGAUUGUACAAGGGCAGGAUGACAAAAUUCCCGUGGCGGAGGUCGAGUGGCGGCCGUGGGUGGAUGGGGAGGUUACGGUGCGGACUACGCUUGUUCCGCCGACAGAUAGGUGGCCGGAUUGGCAUGUUAGGACUCAUCGGAUUCGGGGCAGGAAUUUGGAGAAGUUGUAUUUGGUGGAAGGGGGGUUUGCGAUUGAUCGGGUGCCGAGGGGGAAUGUGAAGACGCCUGGUCGGGAGAGGAUUCUCCCUGCUGUUGAAGGCGAGGAUUGGUUGGAUAAGGAUAUUGGGGUAGCUGAGGGGAUACACGUAUCCCAAGAUAGUGUGCUUAUCCUGUCUGCGGCCGGGGCGAGUGGUCUUCGUGGGGUAGCUACCAUGGCAAGGACUGAGCAUGAGGCGCUGAAGCCGGACUCGAAUACGAAUCUCAUGGCGCAGCGGACGUUGAUUCCUGUCGUGAGACAUGGAUUGCUGGACGGUGACCGUCAGGAGGCGGUCCUGGUGACGGCUGUCUUUGCUGUUGCGACUACACAGGACCAGAGUCAGAGAAGUCUACGGGAGAGAUGGAUGAAUUAUCCACGGGAUGCCAAUAGUAUCACCCUGCAGUAG
Molecule: messenger RNA, 2103 nt
Organism: Aspergillus lentulus
Lineage: Eukaryota; Fungi; Ascomycota; Eurotiomycetes; Eurotiales; Aspergillaceae
Source: RefSeq, a predicted model, not a curated record